AUGACCCCCCCCUUCCUCCGCGCGCUCUUCGCGCGCAACAAACGCAACUGGGCCAUCCUACGCGCCAACCCAACCGCAGAAAUAUCCGGUGCGCUGGGGGAUUUAGGCACACUGCUGCCGCUGAUGCUCCCCCUGGCGCUGCGGGGGUCGAUUGAUUUGCCGUCGACGCUGGUGUGGUCGGGGGUGUUUAAUGUUGUUACCGGGGUUGGGUUUGGGGUUCCGAUGCCGGUGCAGCCUAUGAAGGCCAUAGCAGCAACAGCCCUCUCCUCCCCCCCACACACCUUCCCCCCCUCCCAAACCUCCGCCGCCGGCGCCUACGUCGCCCUCGCCGUCCUCCUCCUCAGCACCACCGGCCUCCUCCGCACCCUCACCACCUACAUCCCAUCCCCCGUCAUCCGCGGCAUCCAACUCGGUGCCGGCCUCCGCCUCGUCUCCUCCGGAGGGCGUCUAGGGGGGUUCGGGUGGAUGGUGUUGGGUUUGAUGGAGAAUAGAGGGUUUGUGGUGUUGGCGAUGGCGGUGUUGUUUGUUAGGCAGCAGCGGCGGGGGCGGAGGGGGAGGGUUGUUGUGCCGUUUGCGUUGGGGUUGGUGGCUGUUUGGCUGAAUGAAAAAUCCUGGAAUAGAGGAGGUUUCUUUCGGCUGUGGCACCCGCGUCUGUCCAUCCCGGCCUUCGAUUCCAUGGAUGCCUUGUUCGCGGCCCUCGCUCAGCUGCCUCUCACCACCCUCAACUCGGUCAUCGCGGUGUCUGCGCUAUCAGCCGAUUUACUCCCCGACGUACCCCCACCCAGCGUAACAGCCCUCGGCCUCUCAGUAGCCGCGAUGAAUCUAGUCGGGUGCUGGUUCGGCGCGAUGCCGGUGUGUCAUGGAGCGGGCGGGUUAGCGGGGCAGCACCGGUUUGGGGCGCGCGGCGGGGCGUCGGUGGUAAUGCUGGGGGUGGUGAAAGUGGUGUUGGGGUUGUUGUUUGGCGGGGACCGGUUGGUGAGGUUCUUGCAGGAGUAUCCGAAGAGUGUGUUGGGGGUGAUGGUGAUUGCGGCCGGGUUGGAGUUGGCGAAGGCUGGGGCGGCGUUUGAUGAGCCUGUUGAUUCUUCUUCUUCUUCUGCCCGGGCGGAGCCGAUUGCGGUAACCACCGGGUUGUGGGAACGCAGUGUAUCUGGAGUUGCCGGUACAAGAAAGUAUGAAAGCAGGGGCAAGCGGGAGGAGAAUUGGAUGGUGAUGAUGGUUACCGUGGGCGGGACGCUGGCGUUUAAGAGUGAUGCGGUUGGGUUUCUGGCUGGGUGGGGGUGUUGUGCGUGUUAUCGGUUGGCGGACCGGAUGGAAAGCAGGAGGAGGCCGCCGGUGGGUGAAAGGAGGCCGUUGUCGCAUGGGAUUGGUGAGAGGAGGCCGUUGUUGCAUGGUGCAGUAUGA
Messenger RNA from Dichotomopilus funicola, 1401 nucleotides. RefSeq lists its product as uncharacterized. Lineage: Eukaryota; Fungi; Ascomycota; Sordariomycetes; Sordariales; Chaetomiaceae. Gene Ontology annotation, biological process: molybdate ion transport. The record is from RefSeq and is a predicted model, not a curated record. Gene Ontology annotation, molecular function: molybdate ion transmembrane transporter activity. The transcript has 3 exons. Bases 1 to 1401 code for a protein of 466 amino acids.